Molecule: messenger RNA, 1494 nt
Organism: Fusarium falciforme
Lineage: Eukaryota; Fungi; Ascomycota; Sordariomycetes; Hypocreales; Nectriaceae
Product: ATP-grasp domain-containing protein
Exons: 1
Coding region: 1-1494 (497 amino acids)
Molecular function (GO): ATP binding; metal ion binding
Source: RefSeq, a predicted model, not a curated record
AUGACCGUCACCGACACGACCAUGAAGCUGCCCACCGUGGUGCUAGACACUACGCUGACGGAUCUAUACCGUCAAUCUGGGAGUCCCUGUGCCGACAAGUGUAUUGGCCAGGUCCUUGGUACCUUUAGCGCGACUCUAACACUCGGUCCUAAGGUGCCUCCCAACCGCAAAUACAUCUAUCAAGACAGCCCCUUCACUAGCAGCCAUGAUGUAACUCCCGCCGACGACGCUAUAACGACCAUCAAGUAUCUCUCCCUCCUAAACCAGCGAGAUGCUUUCAUGUGUGGCACGUCGCCUGCCAUCUUCUUCCAUAUGGGUUCCUCGUCACAGCGCAAGAGGCAUGACCAGAAGCAAGUUGUCAAGACGCUAGCCAUACUAUCGGAUGCACAGCGACCUCCCCUCGUCUUCUGCGAUGGACCCGAGUACAUCCCCAUCAAGGAAGCAAACAUCGAUGUGGUGGCGUGCAAGGCUAUCAGCGACUACCUUGAGGGGUACGAAAACGUCGUGCCGCUCGAGACGCAUUGGUUCCUCAACACGAAGCGCGCCCUCGCCGAGUCUGGUCUCCCGACGCCAAAGAGCGUGGCUGUCACUGUCGAGGGCUUCCCCAUAAACGCCGAGUCAUGCUGUGCGCUCUGCAUCGAGAACUGUCUGGAUGGCUUCGUCAUACCCAGGGGCUGCGCGGGGGCCCGAGGGACGUGGUUGAGGGAGCAGAAUUCGAGGUUGUACCAGGCCGUCGAGUCGUACCCGCUGCCGUUUGUGCUCAAGAGCCAAAUGACGUUUGGAGGAGCGGGUACGUUCAUCGUGAGGACCGAAAAGGAUCGUCAAGGAAUCAUCAACGACUUCGGAAAGGGCUUUCUCAGUCGUCUGCUCUCGUCCGUCAACGAGAUCAACUCGCACCUCGAACCAGCGACCCUCCUCUUCUCAGACCUCAUCCAAGACCCGAUCGGCGACUACGGUAUAACCUUUUUCGUCAACGAAAAAGGACGACGGCCCAUCUUUCUCGGUGUCUCGGAGCAGAUCAUCGAGGGUGACACGGCAUGGAUCGGCAGCAUUAUCGACUACCGCCAGCAGAACGAGCUCCGUCUCAAGUUCUCCUCGCUGAUGGUUCAGAUCUCGGAAUGGCUGCAGUCGUACGGCUACGUCGGGCCUGCGGGCGCAGACGUUCUUGAGGAUGCCGAUGGGACGCUUUAUGUUGUCGACCUUAAUGUGCGGACGACGGGGUCGUGUUCCCUGCCGCUGCUGAGGACUCACUUUACGAGUAGGGGCCUCGAUUGUGCUUCUUCAUUCGCUGUUGACGUGGAGAAGCGCAGAGAUGACUUUAUCAACAUGUUUUCGAGCGAGUUCCAGGAAGGUCGCAUGUGUAUCCUAAGCUGGUACGAAGAUGAGAUGUCAGGAUGUAGCUUAGGUCACUUGGUAGUAGGCGCACAGGACGAGGCGAGCUUAAAAGAGCUCACAGAUCGAGUGAGGGAGACAUGCGGGCAUGUGAUAUUCUAA